AGCAAUAAAUAGCUUAACUGCAGAUGAUUUUAUCAUUGGUGGAAAAAAUGUUAUCUGCGAAAUUGAUAAGAGUAAAUUUAAAAAAUACGAAGAUUUUUGGAUUGUUGGAGGCAUUGAACAUACUGAAAAGAAAAAAUGCUUUUUUGUACUCACAGAUAAUCGUGAAGCUGCAACCUUAAGAAAUAUCAUAAAACAACAUGUUAGAGAACGUUCUAUAAUAUAUACAGAUAAAUGGCACGGAUAUUCACAUCUCGAUUCAUUAAACAUGAAACAUCGUAGGGUAAACCACUUCAAAAAUAGAAUAGAAAGAGAAACUGGUGUACAUACAAACAAUAUCGAAGGAUUAUGGAACAGA
Dentiscutata erythropus is the source of this 355-nucleotide messenger RNA. The record is from the annotation of a GenBank genome assembly. Lineage: Eukaryota; Fungi; Glomeromycota; Glomeromycetes; Diversisporales; Gigasporaceae.